AACCACUAACGGACGCCAAGUCGGAAGAUCAGAUCUGCAGUGAGCAGCUUUAGUUUUUACUUGAUUAAAAUAGUAAUUAGUUAGAUUACUCGUUACUAAAUAUAUAUAUAUAUAUAUAUAUAACGCCGUUAUUCGCAUCACUGGUUUCGAAGCUGUUCAGUAUCAACAGAUCGUGAAGAGACAGAAUCAGAAUUAUUCCACCAUGACUGUUUAACUCCGUCAUGAAGUCCUGGACCACAUUUAUUCUCCUCUUUUUCCUCGUGAUCAGUUUAUGUGGUGCUGAAGAAGAGAAGAAGAAUCUGUCAGGAACUAAAGGAGGAAACAUCACUCUGCCUGAUCCUCUACUGGAGAGAGCCUAUCUGUUAUAUGGAGGAAAGGACAUUGCCAGGGUGGAUAAUGGAAAACUCUACAUAAUCAAGGAAUCUUAUACUAACAGACUUCAGUGGAAUAAAUCCUCAGGACUCUUCACUCUGACAGACCUGCAGAGGAGAGACUCUGGGAUUUAUAUUAUUGACUCUAUAGAAGGAAAAAUAUUUGCUAAAUCCUUUAAUGUCACCGUUUACGAUCCUGUAGCGCCUCCUGCUGUCCAAACACUGAAUGUGAGCUCUGACAGCUGCUAUCUGCUGUGUGCUGUGGACAAAGCUGCAGAGAUCACACUGUGGUGGUACAAAGACCAGGAGGUGGUGGACCAGAGCAGAUCUGCUGGACCUCUGCCUCUCACUGUGACCAAGCAGGACUUCAACUCUUCAUACAGAUGUGUGGCUGGAAACCCUGCAGAGAACAAGACUCUACUAGUGGAUCUUCAGAAGGUCUGUGGAGAGAACUUCACUGCAGGAGAGAACAACACAGAAUCAAGACAUCGUUGGAUCAUAACUGGAGUCUCCACUGGAUGUGCUGUGCUUACUGUUACAGUCGCUGCAUUUUUAAUCUGGUUGACGUGUUUCAGCACCUCAGAGAGAAAAGAUUCUCUGGACUCAACAACAGAAGUGGAGUACGCUGGAGUAAAUAUCUGUGCUGACACACAGUCAGGGAGGACAUUUCCCGGAUUCACCAGGAUCUGCUGACCGGCUGUUGGUUUAUCACGUGAUAGAUCCAGACUCUGAAGGUCACGUCUGACAGCAAACAACACAUUUCUACCUCUGGACUUCAGUUCUGUUGCUUCAGAACCAAACUUAGCAUCUUUUCACCAGCUCUCCUCUCCUUCACUCUGCUUUCCCCGCCUUCUUUUCCCUCCCCCAAUGGGCAGGAUCCAGGAAGAGGAAGUGUAGAUAAGGUGGGGGCGUGGCCUGUUAGAGUCCCUCUGGGACCAUGUGGCCAUCUCAGUUGACUCUGUGUUGUUACUCAGCAUUAGCAGUGAGCAGUUAGCAAUGGCAUCCUAGAUGAAGUCUGCUUGUAUAGUCUCUGUCAGUGGUGAGCUUGGUUGAAGUAGUGAUGUAUCUUAGCAUUAGCAUGUAGCACUAGCAAGUUUGGUGAGCUAGCUUGUAUAGUUUCUUUGUCAGUGGUAAGUUUGCUUUGGACAUGGCUAGCCUUAGCAUUUAGAGGGAUUUGGAGAGGUUAUAAGUAAAGUUUCCUUGUCACUUUUUUCAGCAGUUGGCACUAGAUAUUUAGCAUCUUGCACUAGCUAACUGCGAGCAUCAGCACUGGUCCCUACCUGGAGCAUCUCCUAAACGGGCCUGGGUUAGUUGAACGUGGCGGUGCUGUUUGGAUUGUGUAGGAGCAGAGUGAAUCUGGGACACCAGAGUUCACCGGUUAGCUUCAUGUUGUAGGACUAAAUAGGAGAAGCACUGUUGAAAGGUUUCCAUCUGAUGACCCCCAGAGAUGUUAGAAUCACUGCUCUCUGGUGUACAGUGAUGGUCAGGAUCCUAGGUCCUUCACUGAGUGGCAUCCUCUUUGAUUGGAGAACAAAUGUCUUUAAAAUGUGUUGAAACUGUUUACUAACAUGGUGUUCAUCAUUAUUACUUAAAAAAGAACAAAUGCAUCUCCUGAUUUUUAUCAUUUUUAUAUAUAAUGUAUAUUUGAUAAGUAUUUAUUUUUUCACUAAGUCUAUUAAUAUUUCUAUUUCCUGUUUUUGCUCUUUUAAACUGUUUACACCAGCUACAGCGUCUUAUUGCUGAGGUAAACCAUACAGAGACAGUAAAGACGUGAUUCUGAUCAGGGAGGAUGAGAGGAAACAAACUCCACACAGAUGAUUCUGAUGAAACUGAAUAAUACACUCUGGAAUGAACUUUAACUGUUGAUUUUAUCUUUAUUGUCGUCGUCGUGUUCAUAGAAAUCAUAGAUGCCUCACGCCACUGUCCAGCAUAGGCUGGCGAUGCGUUACCGGCCGCCAUCUUGGAGUGGGAGUGAAGUUGUAAACAACCAACAUCUGGUAUAUGCGAGACCAUUACACAGACACAGUUUUCCGCUCAUACCUUACCUUGUAAUGCAUAGAUUUCGACAUGGUAUGGCUCAUUUGAAAGCUUACAAGGUCGUUUUUUGAUUACACUCCCAAAGAGAUGGUGUCAAUCAGCACAAUAAGUUUUAGGGACCCUUUUCCUGCAACUGUUUGUUGUGUUGACCUGUUGUGAUGUCAGGUUUCUCUCAUCACUAUGAUAAGCAGCUUCUAAGUUUUAUUUAUUUAGUCUACUGAUUAUUCCUUUUUUGUGCCGCAUUUCCAUAUGGGAUUAACAUCUUUGAACAAUUAUCAAAUUUACACCCAGAGAUACAAGGCUGUUGGUAGUAUAGCUAAUAAUUAUGAUUUUAGAAUUUAACCCUAUAAGCUGCAGUGAAUUCCAGCCGUUUUCAGUACAAAAAAUCGCUAAUAUUUUAUUUGUAAAUAAAAAAAUUACGAAAAAUACGGGGAAUAUUGGACGCGCAUCGCGAGGUGCAUUUCCUUGAAAACGACCGAUUCGGGGAUUUUAUACCGACUUCAGGACAUGUUUUGGAUAAAAUAGUUUACUGGCUUGUGUCAUCUGAUGUCCAAGGUUGGAUUAUGGCCGUUUUUUGUGGAAUCUUUUCAUCUGUGUGUAAUAAUGAACCCAGAAAUGUGAGUCGCGCUGUGUACGUUGAAGCCGUGUAUAGAGAACGGAUGGAUGAAUAUUCGUCGUUUGUCGGACAAAUGUGUUUUUCUCACCCGCUGUGGUAAUCACAUCUGAAAGUGGUUUAUACCGGCGGAUUCAUGAGAAUCUAAGCUUUCCAUCGGUGUAUAGUGUUUGUAUAAUCAAGUUUGCAGCGUCGGUCAAUUAAGCGAAAUACUUUAGCGCAUCUCAAAACGUCCCCAAAAACAGGACGCUGAAGCUUAUUGUGGUCUAGUGAAUAUCUGGUGAAAUCUGUGAAAAGUUCAAUGGAAAGGACAUACUCACUUGUGGAAUGUGAUUCCUUGUGCCCUUGUGUUUGGGUUGCGUUGUAUUGUACACCCACAGGCCGCACAAGACUGUGGCAUUUUGAGAUUUGUUGUCAAUUGGUGUGUGAUAAACACGCUUAUCGCUGGUUUGUUUACUCCCGCUUGCUCCCGUUCCAAGAUGGCGGCGCACUGACGCAUCGCUCAUUGGCCGGCGAGGCAUCUAGUUUGUAUUUAUAUCUAUGGUUGUGUUUGCCCUCCGACUUUUGAAUAUAAAAUGAUACGACUCAUUUCCUGCUGCUAACUGCCGUCUUUAUUCGGCGUCCGACCUCUGUACACAUACCGUACGUCUGGAUCUCAUGAGAUAUAAAACAUAGACACAACUAUGGUGUCCCGUAAUGAACAAAACAAGCAUGCCGCGCACGUCAGGAUAUUACAGUCAUGUUCUUUGCUGUGUUUCUACAUGUGUUAAAUCUGAGUGUGUCCAACAUAAAAACACUGAACUUUGUUAGAGUGAAUGAAAACUGUCCCUAAUGUUACAGAUUGUUAGGAAAUAUGCAGACAUGUUUAUAUAUUACUACAUUUAUAUUUUAUUAAUGACAUUUUAUUUUAGCCUUAUCUGUUGAACUGUGUGAUAACUGUUGUUGUCACCUUUAUACUGACUAAAGAGUGGAGUGUUUGAGAUGGACCAAGCUGAGCUUUCAUUCCAAAGAGGACCUUGAACAAAAGUGGAGGUGAUGGAGGCUGAGCUUACCUGUGAUAAAAAGGGAAGAAAUGGGGAGUGCAAUGAGGGGGAGCCGCUGGGGAGGGAGAUUUCUUGUAUAUUCAUUUGUGAAGACUCUAAGAAUACCUCAGUGCAGAUGUAAUCCAUUGUCUGUACUCCUUGCUGCAAGUAAACUAUUAAAAAGACUUUAAAGCCUCA
Acanthochromis polyacanthus (spiny chromis) is the source of this 4241-nucleotide messenger RNA. RefSeq lists its product as uncharacterized. The record is from RefSeq and is a predicted model, not a curated record. The coding region runs from base 222 to 1064 and encodes 280 amino acids. NCBI's taxonomy places the organism in Eukaryota, Metazoa, Chordata, Actinopteri, Pomacentridae. The transcript is spliced from 6 exons.